AUGUUUCGCAAGUGCAUCAAUGUUAGAAAGUCGUUGACACAGGGAUCGAAAAGGAUCUAUCAACUGCUGCCCUCAACAGCCAUGGUGACGUACCUCGGACCCGAUAUGCGCAAGAUCGACCAGGUGCAUCGCCAGAAAGGCUACUUCACCCCCUCCGAGGUGGCGGAGGUGUUCAUUCCCCUGGUCCCAACGUUUCCGGUGGAGAGUCGGCAUGUCAUGGCGAUGGUGCCACCGGAGAUCUUGAAGCAGAUCGAAAAGGUGGCAGGCUCGACCUCCACGCUGGCGCAGGUGGUGUUUGAGCACUACCCGAUGCUCUUUCACUAUACGCCAAAUCGCUACCGGCCGGCGGUCGUGCAGCUGAACUCGGGGUUCUGGUUCGUGCGCCAGCAUCCAGGGUAUGGAAAGGCAGAUCGCGCCUUAUCGCAGUUCAGGUCCCACGCAUUGGUGGACUUUGAUGCACCCGACACUGGCGAUGACGCGGCCGGCGUGGAGCCGCUCUAUGCGGCCUCGGAAAAGGCUGCCGCCGAGGUGGCUCCCUCGCUGCGUGGGCGAGCGUAUAGUCCUUCGCAGCGGAGGCCGUGGAGUAUCGAAAUACUUGCCGUUCUCGUCCGCAACCUUCCGCGCGUGCCGACGCCGAAGUGUUCGUCACAAGAUAUGACCAGCAGAACAGCGGUGUCACCGAGCGACGGAAAACCGCUUGUGCGGGAGCGCUACCGACCGCUGAACCUCGUCGAAUGGAUCAAAGACUUCCCUCCCGACGACCUCGCGUUUGUGAAGAAAGCACGCGAAACUGCUGUGGUACAGCUCAUUACACAGUAUGUACAUGUGUUUCAGCUAAUGAGUCUGAAGAAGGGCGACCACAACCUGUUUGUUGAAGGGCAUGUGCUUCUUUCAGGGGGAACCGGCAGCAAAUGGAAAGCGGAUGUGGUAGACCCUCCGGCCUCCACUGCGUCCGCCAUGGCGGGCAUCGAAAACGGUGACGAGGCUUCUCCGGCGCGUGAAGCGGGCGAGGAGGAUAUCAUGAUGGCCGGUUGGUGGUCUGUCGACAGUGCUGACGCUCCUAAGGAUUCUGGCAACGCUGCGCAUGCUGCCAAGUCGACUGCGGUGGGCAACGCCAAGUCCACCGUCGACGACCGAGAAAGGGCGUUCAAGCAAGCGGUGACGGAGGAGCUGAUUGGAUUGGACGGUCUUGUUGAGGAUCGCGGAGGCGUUGCGACCGAGCUGGACUCGGAGCGCGAUGCCAUCGACAUUGGCGAAGACGCUGAUGAGACAGGGGACAGUGCGUUAGGAGAGAACGACCACGGGGAGGUGGAUCAGCACGGAGGCAACGCGGAUGACAUCUACCGAGAUAGCAGAGGCAACGACGACCCGGGCUCACCGUCGUUGCCGCACGAGGGGUACUCGCAAUCGCAGCGGGCACCUCCGAGAGGUGCAUCCAUCGAUGGUGUAACGGCAUUUGGCUUGCCUCUCGAAGAAAUCUACAUUCGGCGCCUUCCACCAGAUGUGGCGCCUCGAAGUCUUAGUGACUUGGACGAAACCACGUCGCCCGAUCCAGAGCUGCUCUCGAUCGCGGCAAGCUUCCUCGCCUCGCCGCCUUCGCUGCAGUCGCCCACUGCUGACUGCUUUUUCCGUCGCUGCCGGCGGAAACGGUGGCGGGUGGUGAACGCGGUGGAUGAGGUAUGGCGUUGGGUCGCAGUGGAGCGUUUGUAUGCGGGGUUCACAGUGGAGCAGCGAAGCCACCUCCGUGAGCGUUACCGAGGACUGGUUGGUUUUCUGCGCUACCACGGCAAAGUGUUCGAGCUCAGCGGCGAUCUGAUGUACGUCAUCGCACAUGACCCAAGGGGCGCCAUGGCGCCUAUUCCACCCAUGGAACGCGCGUUUCGCUAUGCUAAUCGUGUGAUUCUGCCAGAGGACUUCGAUGACAAUCCAGACCGAUCCGCCUCCCUCCUCGGCGAGGCCGAGCGGAGGAAGUUCGUGCGGGUUCUCGGGGAAGGUGCGAUACCAUCCUUCCGGCGUCACCUGCUGCUUCUGGACCCUGAUAAUCCGCUAAUGCAGCACGAGGUACUCUAUGACGAGAUCGCCAACCUUCUGCCAGACCACCCUGUGCCCUACAUUGAGAUGAUGGCGAAGCUACCGCCGCUGAUACGUGCAGCUCUUCCGCAGGCACUCAACUUGGGUGCCAGCAAGCGCGUCGAUGUGUACGUUGAGAAGGGCAGAACAAUGAUUCGAAAAAAGACGGCAGCUCAGCCAGACGCAGCACUGGCGGCGUCGCGCCCACAGACGAGUGUGGAGGAGGCCAUUGCUGAACUACUUCAACUGCCAAUUGGCGAGGACGGCAUUUCGAUCAAGGCGCUUGUCGGUAUGCACUUAUCCGUGCCUGCCACUAAUACCUUGUCGGACCACUUCGGCUCCGUCGGACGCGCAGUGCGCAUGCUGCCACAGUAUUUCGAAGUCUGGGAAGAUAAUAGCGUUGCGCGCAAAAGGAUAGUGAUGGUCCGCCUGCGCCAUUGA
Molecule: messenger RNA, 2511 nt
Organism: Leishmania mexicana MHOM/GT/2001/U1103
Lineage: Eukaryota; Euglenozoa; Kinetoplastea; Trypanosomatida; Trypanosomatidae
Exons: 1
Coding region: 1-2511 (836 amino acids)
Source: RefSeq, a predicted model, not a curated record